AGGGGGUGAAAAUGGCGCCCAGCUCGAAAUCGGAGCGGAACAGCGGGGCCGGGAGCGGCGGUGGCGGCCCCGGGGGUGCCGGGGGGAAGCGGGCAGCGGGGCGGCGGCGGGAGCACGUCCUCAAGCAGCUGGAGCGAGUCAAGAUCAGUGGGCAGCUCUCCCCUCGCCUCUUCCGGAAGCUGCCGCCCAGGGUCUGUGUCUCCCUCAAGAACAUUGUGGAUGAGGACUUCCUCUACGCAGGGCACAUCUUCCUGGGCUUCUCCAAGUGUGGCCGGUAUGUGCUGUCGUAUACCAGCAGCAGCGGGGAUGAUGACUUCUCCUUCUACAUCUACCACCUGUACUGGUGGGAGUUCAACGUCCACAGCAAGCUCAAGCUGGUCCGGCAGGUCCGGCUCUUCCAGGACGAGGAGAUCUACAGCGACCUGUAUCUGACCGUGUGUGAGUGGCCCAGCGAUGCCUCCAAGGUCAUCGUCUUCGGCUUCAACACCCGCUCAGCCAAUGGGAUGCUCAUGAACAUGAUGAUGAUGAGUGACGAGAACCACAGGGACAUCUAUGUCAGCACCGUGGCAGUGCCGCCCCCGGGCCACUGUGCUGCCUGCCGGGAAGCCAGCCGGGCCCAUCCAGGCGACCCAAGCGCUCAGUGCCUGCGGCACGGCUUUAUGCUGCACACCAAGUACCAGGUGGUCUACCCCUUCCCCACCUUCCAGCCUGCCUUCCAGCUCAAGAAGGACCAGGUGGUGCUGCUCAACACCAGCUACUCCCUGGUGGCCUGUGCUGUCUCAGUCCACUCAGCAGGCGACAGCAACUUCUGCCAAAUUCUAUAUGAUCACACUUCCUACCCCUCAGCCCCUCCCAGCCCACCUGGGCCCCGGAGUCCAGAGGUGGCCCCUGCUCUCCCCAGUGUCUGCCCUGAGGUGGCCCCAGCCCAGUCCCCUGGAGCCCUUGAGCCCUCACCCGCAAUCGCCAAAGCCAAGGAGUUUGUGGCUGACAUCUUCCGCAGGGCCAAAGAGGCCAAGGGUGGGACCUUGGAGGAAGCCCGGCCGCCCCCCUGUCCAGGGCCUUCAGGCAGCCGCUGCCGCCUGUCCUCUGAGCCCCUAGCCCCAGGUGGGGAGGUGGUUCCCAGGGACAGCCCCCCUGCAGCGGAGGCACUGGCUCCUGAGCCCGGCUAUGUCAACUACACGAAGCUGUAUUAUGUGCUGGGGUCUGGCGAAGGGACGGAACCAGAGGAUGAGUUCGAGGAUGACAAGAUCUCCCUGCCCUUUGUGGUGACUGAUCUCCGUGGACACAACCUGCGGCCCAUGAGGGAGCGGGCUGCCGCUCAGGGUCAGUACCUGACAGUGGAGCAGCUCACACUAGACUUUGAAUACGUCAUCAAUGAGGUCAUUCGCCAUGAUGCCACCUGGGGCCACCAGUUCUGUUCCUUCAGUGAUUAUGACAUCGUCAUCCUGGAGGUCUGCCCAGAAACCAACCAGGUCCUCAUCAACAUCGGCCUGCUGCUACUGGCGUUCCCGUCCCCCACGGAGGAGGGCCAGCUCCGACCAAAGACCUAUCACACCAGCCUCAAGGUAGCAUGGGACCUCAACACAGGCACCUUUGUGACAGUCAGCGUGGGUGAGCUCACUGAAGUUAAAGGGCAGACCAGUGGCAGUGUCUGGAGCUCAUACCGCAAGAGCUGUGUGGAUAUGGUAAUGAAGUGGCUGGUGCCUGAGAGCAGUGGCCGCUACGUUAACAGGAUGACCAACGAGGCAUUGCACAAAGGGUGUUCACUGAAGGUUCUGGCAGACAGCGAACGAUACACAUGGAUUGUGCUGUGAGGGCCCGGCCACCCUGGACACUGACUCCAACUACCUCCGCGGCCUGGGAGCUGGCUGCCUUCUGGGCAGCCUCUUUCUAGCUGGCUGGCCGACCGAUGACCGGCACUAGUGUUAGGCUGUGGGAAAGGGGCUGGUCUGGGCAGCCUCUGUUGGCCUGAGAGCCUGGAUGCUUCUUAUUUAUGCCUAUUUAAGUUGGGAAGGGGCAGAGGGAGGGAGACCCCUGCCCCACCAGCCUCACGUGCCCGCCUUCACCCCGCACUGGGCACAGACCCUUGCUCUUUGCGCAUUUGCCCUUUUCCUCGGCUACAAGUGCCGACAUUGCCCCCCCCACCCCAAGGUCAAAUGGACCCUAUUCCACUGCCCUGGCUGCCUCCAGCCUUCCCCUCCAGAGGUGGCAAACCUUACGGGCACCCCCCCACCCCCACUUGUCAUUCUUCAAGUAAUAAAUGUUUAAUUUCUGAA
This is a messenger RNA of Manis javanica (Malayan pangolin), 2276 nucleotides long. RefSeq names its product DDB1 and CUL4 associated factor 15 (gene DCAF15). Gene Ontology annotation, cellular component: Cul4-RING E3 ubiquitin ligase complex. Gene Ontology annotation, biological process: protein ubiquitination. NCBI's taxonomy places the organism in Eukaryota, Metazoa, Chordata, Mammalia, Pholidota, Manidae. The record is from RefSeq and is a predicted model, not a curated record.